Messenger RNA from Drosophila erecta, 605 nucleotides. RefSeq lists its product as uncharacterized. Lineage: Eukaryota; Metazoa; Arthropoda; Insecta; Diptera; Drosophilidae. The record is from RefSeq and is a predicted model, not a curated record. The transcript has a single exon. Bases 157 to 504 code for a protein of 115 amino acids.
AUUUGCAAUGCUUUUACGUUCAAAUUUACUAGCUCAAUUUUAUAGUAUUCCGAACUGGACAAGCUGCUAUCAAAAUUUGUAGCUUUUUACAGAUAUCAAGACUUAUAGACGAAGGGAAAAGAAAGGGCAUCCACUGCCAUACUGAGCACGAGCACCAUGUGUUUCAAUGUGCUGGCGGAGAGCAAUCUGCUCCCCGAUUGCAGCAUUGCCAACCGGGUCCAUCUGUUCUCUGUGCUGCAGCACCUCCAGAGCCAGGAGCGUCGUCCGGAGGAUGUGAGUGACCAGUUGCGGGAUCGCUACACCGUAUUCCGCCAGCUUCUGCCUAACUACCCGGUUCCGGAGCUCGCCGACCACGAGAUGCAAGGAUACUUUGAUGAGUUUUCCCAGGAAGACCAGGCAAUCUCGUUCUGCACGGACCCUGCAUCAUCUGACGAGGAGACCAGCGAGUCCAGCCUGGAUAGUGAGUCCGAGCCCGAGGAGAUCGGCCAACAGAAGCCCACAUAAAUUUAAAAAGUGAAAUUAUGUCUUCGGUUGAGUGUCUGCCAAGUGGCGUUAAAUGCGGCCAUUAAAUGUUCGACAAUAAAAAAGGAAAAUUCAGCAUAAAA